AUGGCGACGGCGCCGGCGCGGUCGAGCGCGCGACCGGCGGCGCGACCGACGGCGCGACGCGCGGCGCGACGGCCGGCGCGACGCGCGACGACGACGCCGCGACGCGCGCUCGAGGACGACGACGCGCGGUACUCGAACGAGACGAAACUGCGAAGCGAGGCGCAGGCGCCGUUUCGCGUGGCUCGACAGUUCCUCUACGGCGCGUGCGCGGCGUCGGCGACGAUCGGAUUCGGGAUCGCGACGAUCCAGGCGGCGACGAAGGCGGCGGGGGCGCCGAACGCGCCGCCGCUGGAGGGAUCGCUGGAGAAUUUGGCGAUCGACGGCGCGGCGCUGGCGACGUUCGCGUGGCUGUACGCGCGAGAGGAGGCGGCGCGCGAGCGACAGAUGGCGAGGAUCGGGCGCGAGGAGAGGUUGGGGCGAUUGCGGGUGGAGCUCGCGGGGGGGAAGACGGUGCGGUUGGAGGAUUUGCGGUCGUUUUCGAGGGUAGUCGUGGUGAGCGGGGACGAGGCGUACGCGCGAACCGCGCUGGAGGACGCGGAGGACGUCAGGGAGGCGUUGAUCGAGCGCGGGGUGCUCGUGGUGCCGGUGAUUCGAGGAGACGGCGCGAUCGAGGCGCCGAGCGCCGAGGAUCGCAAGUUUCGAUGCACGCCGCUGCGCGCGAACGAUUGGUUGGAGUGGGUCGCGGAACAGAAGAAGAUGUCAAAGGUGAGCGACGAUAAAGGGGUUUACGUUGGGUUGCGAAUGGACGGUCGAGUGCGCUCGUCGGGCACCGGGCGCGUGCCGUUCAAUCGAUUCGCGGUGGAGUUACCGCCGGUCGAUUCGUGGGGGGGGGCGCUCGACGGAUUCGACGGGCGAGUCGGCGUCGAUAAUUGA
Molecule: messenger RNA, 873 nt
Organism: Ostreococcus lucimarinus CCE9901
Lineage: Eukaryota; Viridiplantae; Chlorophyta; Mamiellophyceae; Mamiellales; Bathycoccaceae
Exons: 1
Coding region: 1-873 (290 amino acids)
Source: RefSeq, a predicted model, not a curated record